UACGGAAUUGUACCGGUGGACUAGAAACUCCCGCCAUUUCAACAAGGAAUUAACCUCUUGAUCGAUCCACGUUACUUUUUCGCACCACUUACUUAUUCUUUUCUGAUAACAAGACGCUCCGACCGUACGAACAUCCAGCAAAUACAGUUGUUUUGACGAGUUCAGGGCUAGUUAGUUGCAAAGACUUUGGGAUUGUACAGCGCGCCAGACCUCCUGCUGAACUGAGCUCUGGCUGUUGCCGCGAGUUUGAUAUCGGUGCGGCUUGCAUCCUUACAUGUUCAUCCGGAGGAACUAAAAGUUUACUAACUCUAGAGAGAGACAGAUCUGGCCACCUGUUUUACAUCUUUGCUUGAAACCAGCAUGGCACCGCUACUUGAGGAGAGAAGAAGGAUGCGAUGAGGCGGAUGGCAAGACGCGCACUGUUAUUGUUUUGCAACCAGAUAGCAAUCCAGCCUGCUAGCUAGUCAGCUAGCUGCUACACGCUGAGUGCCGGGCCUGCCGGCGGUAACCCGACAAGACAAGACACUUGCAUACAUGCUAAGGUCAUAUUAUUGUAUAUCAUUGUACUAGUUUAUUGCUAGAAGAUUUAAUUGUACCGUUGGCACCCGUGCCAUCUGUGGAUUUGAAAUGGCACCGCUUUUAGGCCGAAAACCUUACCCACUGGCUAAGCCGCUAGCCGAGCCACCAGGCCCGGGAGAGGAGGUCUACAUCAUUGAGCACACCAAGGAGGCCUUCAGGAACAAAGAAGAGUAUGAGGCACGCUUGAAGAGGUAUGAUGAGCGCAUCUGGACAUGCAAGAGCACCGGAAGCAGUCAGCUCACACACAACGAAGCAUGGGAGGAAGAACAAGAAGUCACCGAACUGCUUGACGAGGAAUAUCCCAAGUGGUUUGAGAAGCCGGUCCUGGAGAUGAUCCACCACAACACAGUGUCUUUAGACAAACUGGUUGAAAUGGCCUGGCUGGAAAUCCUCACCAAGUAUGCUCUGGAUGAAGAGUGUGACUUCCUGGUGGGGAAGGACAAAAGUUUGCAAGUGAAGGUGGUGAAGAUUCAUCCUCUAGAUAACCCAGAGGGGGAGACGGCGGAGAAGAAGCUCGAAGGUGCCUGCGACUCUCCAUCCAGCGACAAGGAGAAUGCAAGUCAGGAGAACCAAGGGAAGGAACCUCCUCCCCGAGAGGAGGAGAACAGGAGGGAGAGUCUCAGUGACAGAGCACGACGUUCACCAAGGAAACUUCCCACUGCCAUGAAGGAAGAGAGGAGGAGAUGGGUGAUGCCCAAAUUCCUUCCCCACAAAUAUGACGUAAAGCUCAUCAAUGAGGAUAAGGUGAUCAGUGAUGUCCCAACAGACAGUCUUUUCAGAACGGAGCGUCCUCCAACAAAGGAGAUCAUGCGCUACUACAUCAGGCACUAUGCUCUGAGGCUGGGCAUGGGAGAGAGUGCUCCCUGGGUGGUUGAAGACGAACUGGUUAAAAAAUUCAACCUGCCAAGCAAAUUCAGUGACUUUCUUCUUGAUCCACACAAGUUUUUAGCAGAGAAUCCCUCUGCAAAGCGUAAGAGCCUGUCGUCUCAAGAGGGUAAACCUAGCAAGAGGCUCAAGAGCCCUGACACACCUGGAGAGGAUUCAGGGAAUGAGAAAGGAGAGAAGAAAAGAAGACGGAAGAAGAACGACUCUUUAGGCAUGCCCCUCAGUCCGACCAUUUGGGGCCACAUGCAGAAAAUACAAAUGAAUGGCUCACCACUCAAGGUGAAGAAUUCGGGAUCCCCAAAGAAAGGAGAAGGCAAAGGCUCGGCUCCCUCAACUCCAAAAUCAGGCAGAAAGUCUGGGGACAAGAAAGAAGCAAAGAAAACGGGAAAGAGCGGUGUCCUCAAAGCUUUUAAGAAGGACGGCAAAGCUGGUCCUAAAACCCCAAAGAUGAAGCAGAUGACUCUGCUGCAUCUAGCUAAGAGCACUCCAGCUGGGAGCCCCAAGAAGAGAGCCCGUAGUAGUGGCAUGGGUACCGCGAAACUGGGGAAGCCCCUGCACCCGAUGGCUCUCCACCUCCUUCGUUACUAUAAGGAGCACAAAGGCAAGGAGGACAAAAAGACCUCCCUUUCCUCCCUCCUCUCCAAAGCCGCAAAAACCUUGUCCCCAGACGAUCAGAGCCGGCUGCCAGAGGAGCUCAGGGAGCUGGUGCAGAAACGCUGGGUGCUGCUGGAGCAAAAGAAGCGAUGGGCAGCCAUGAGUGAAGAGGAAAAGAAUGAAGAGAUGAAGAAAAAGCGAGAGGAAGUCAAAGAGAAAUUGCGAGAAAAGGCCAAGGAGAGAAGAGGGAAGGAGAUGUUGGUCCGACGGGAACAAUCCCGCAGAUACGAGGAUCAGGAGAUCGAAGGUGGCAAGACACUGCCGACGUUCAAGCUUGUUGACAUGCCUGAAGGAUUGCCCAACACCCUGUUCGGAAGUGUGGCUAUGGUUGUGGACUUCCUCCAGUGCUAUGCUGGGCUACUGAUGCCAGAAGACCAGUAUCCCAUCACAGCAGUGGCUCUGAUGGAAGCACUGGCCGGGGAACGCUCAGGCUUCCUGUACCUGAACAGAGUGCUGGUGGUGCUGCUCCAGACGCUGCUGCAGGACGAGCUGGCAGAGGGCUACAGCGAGCUCGACAUGCCCUUAUCUGAGAUCCCCCUCACCAUGCACUCGGUGUCUGAGUUGGCGCGGUUGUGCCUGCGACCAUGUGACGCCCAGGGCGAAGGGAGCCACCAGGGCUCUGUGGACUCUGGGGCUUUGGGGGGCUUUGAUGACGUGGUCACCAGCGAGUUCUUGGAGAAGCUCGAGACAAUCGAGGUGUUUGAGCUGAGCUCCGACGAGAAGGUCAGCCUGCUGGUGGCUUUGUGCCAUCGCAUACUCAUGACGUACUCGGUCGAAGACCAUGUCGAUGCAAUGCAGCAACGAUCAGCUGAGGUGUGGAAGGAGCGCCUGGCCAUGCUGAAGGAGGCUAACGACCGCAAAAGGGCGGAGAAGCAGAUGCGAAAGGAGAUGGAGGGCAAAGGUGAGAAAAAGAAAGAGGGGAGUGUUAAGAAGGACACCAAAAAAGAAGUAAAGGUGGAGCCAAACCCGGAGCCCGAGGACAUGAUCAGCUCACUGAAGAGCCGGCGGCUGAUGUCCGUGCAGGCCAAGAAGGACAAGGAGGAGAUGGAGAGACAGAACAAAGAGCGCAUGGAGAAGGAGGCUGAAGAGGAGCGGAUGCGCAAACAGCGGGCUGCUGUAGAACGGGCCUUCCAGGACGGUAUCACCAAAGCCAAACUGGUGAUGCGCAGGAGCCCCUCUGGUUAUAAUAAUAAUAAUAACAGGUACUGGCUUUUCUCUGACGUUGUUCCUGGUCUGUACAUUGAGAAGGGCUGGGUGCACGAAAGCAUCGACUACAGCUUCACCCCCCCACCCGAGGACAAAGCGGCUGAAGCUGCUGAGCCCGCAGAAGCUGCGGAGGUAGAAGAGGAGGAGGACGGAGAGACGGCUUCCAAUCAAGAUUCACAGGGAGCUGAAAAGGAUGAUGGCAGCAUCGAUGGUGCUAUUAGUGAGGGAGCCCAGCAGGGGGCAACAGCAGACGUCUGUAUAGAAACUACUAUUCCCAACCAGGGGCAGAACCUCUGGUUUGUGUGUGAAAACCCAGCCGAGUUGGAGGAACUGGUGGAAAGUCUUCAUCCUCAGGGUGUUCGAGAGAGCGGACUGAAGGCCAAGAUACAAAACAGGUGCAUGGACUCAACUUUUAGCCAUUUCUUUGUAACUCAUGUUGAGAUGUUUGAUGAUCAGCAACCUCUCCAUUGCAGGAACUACAACCAAGACACUGAUGAAGAGGAGGAUGAGGAGGAGUCAGAAGAGGAGGAGUCUGAGGAAGAAGAAGACGAUGAGGAAGAUAAUGACUACAAAGCCAUGGGCCACAGCUUGAGACCAAGGAAGAAAAAUAAGCAGUCUUCGUCUCGGCCGAAAAGUUCCAAAAGCAAACCCAAGAAGCAGUCGUCUUCAAGUACUCCGACCAGCAAAUCAAAGUCGGGCCCAACCAGCCCCGCAGACAUCGAUGAACUGGUGCGACAGAGUUCCCAGACAGGAGUGCGCAAGCAGGCGCUGGAGCUGGAGAGGUGCGAGGAAAUCCUCAAGAAACUCAUGAAAUUCCGCUACAGCUGGCCGUUCAGGGAGCCGGUGUCCCCAGAGGAGGCGGAGGACUACCUGGACAUCAUCACCCAGCCCAUGGACUUCCAGACCAUGCUGGGGAAGUUCAGCCAGAGUUUGUAUCGGAACGCCCAGGAGUUCAUGGAAGACCUGAAGCUGGUGUUCUCCAACGCCGAGGAGUACAACCAGCAGGGCAGCAGCGUGCUCUCCGCCAUGGUGAAGACGGAGCAGUCGUUCACCGAGCUGCUCCAGCGGCUGCUGCCCGGCCUCAGCUACCUCCGCCGCCGCUCACGCAAACGCGUCAGCCGGGCUCCUGCAACCUCUGAGGACGAAGAGGAGGAAGAGGAGGAGGAAGAAGAGGAGGAGAAACAACAACCGAAGAAGAAGAUGCAGAAUGGCAAAUCGAACACGAAGAAAAGCAAAAGUGUUCGGGGACGGCGGGUGGAGAGCGAGAGCGAGGGGGACGACGAUGAUGAUGAUGGCAGGAGGAGGAGCAAGCGGACCUCCAGCUCCUCGAGGAAGAAGGAUUACAGGGAGCAGGAUAGCGAUGGCGAGCGGGACACACGGAGAAAUCGUCAGCGGGGGGGCCGGGGCGACGCGGCGGGGGCGAGCAGCGACGAGGAGCCGUCCAGCCGGCAGCGACAUUCCAAGAGACAGAAACGCUCCUGAAGUCCAGGCUUUUUAUUUCCCACUGUCUCGCUUUGCUUUCAAGAUUCUGUCCCGCUCUUCUAAAAAUGAUCAAGAGCCCACCUCCUCUUCCUCCUCCUCUUCCUCACAGCCAGCGGGACUUAAACCUCAGAAGGACUUUUUUGUGUUAUUGAAUUUGUUCAUAUUUUGAAAAACAAAAGAAACCCGAUUUAUAUUUGUAACAUGUUUAAUAUUGGAGAUCUUUUGUUUAUUUCCAACUGAUAAAAAGGAGACACUUGAGAUAAUGGAUGGGUCCUCGUAGCUCUUAAGACUCUUUUUGAUUUAAAUUUCAUUUCCAAGUUGAAACCUCACACACAAGUGUAAUUUGACCUAAAUGUUGUCCGUGUAAUAGAUGGAGUCCCUGUAGCGGAAAUCCUUCUUGUUUCAAAACAGCGCUGAUGUCUAAAUGUGUUCUGAAAUGCAUUUGUCCUGUCACCUGUAAAUCGCUCUUACUACUAAGCAUCUCGACACCAAGGUUAUCUUCGGUCAAAUGCCAGUCUAGAGAUAAACAUGGUAGUUUUUUUUUUAUACUAGUUUUAGAAUUUUUUUUUUCCCAGUCCAGGUUUAAAGUUUAUUGUAAAAAGCUGGGUCGAAACUGCAGGUCACGUGCGGUCGCAUCACGUAAGAGCUAAACGUUGAAAUCUCUUGUUGCCAAGAUAUUUUUAAAAACAGGGAUCUGACUUUUGUUGUGGCGUAGAGCUGCCCAGCCUUUCCUCUGUAGUGCCCUGCCACUUUAAAAGAACCGGUACCUCAAUGCUCCGUCAGUUUGCACUCCUCCCGUGUAAAGUGCACCUAUUAUGCCAGCAGCUGCAGGACCAGACUUUAUUAAAAAAUUAUGUGCAUAAACAUUUGUAAACAGUGUUUAAAAACGACAAUUGUGACGUUUGUUAAGGAAAUGGGCAUUUUUUAAUAUUUGAUAUUUUUUGCACAUUUUAUUUGGUAUUGUAAAUGACAACUUAUUAAAUGCAUUCAAUAAAAAACAAGGUUAAAUCACAGCUCUCCUAGUCAAUGCAGAGAACGGCAGUUUUAUUUUUCAUUGUCUCAGCAGAAAUGGUCACUUGUUCAUUUUGCCACAAACACAAGUCGCUCAUUUGAAUGAAUUUAGGGAAUUCAAAGAGGCGAAUGAAAGUUUCCCUGCAUGUCCUGGCUCAGCCACCAGGUGGUGCUCCACUCCUGCUCUCUGAAUAAUCUGAUACUUUGUAUUUCAGUGACAGUGCUGUUGGCCCACUGCUGAUACUCACUUCUCUGUGUGUGCACUGGUCAUCAAAGGACAGGGGGGACUUUAUACUGCUGGUGUAUUUGGCUCUACAACUCAUUCAGUAAUAACCUCUUAAGGAAAACACUUUGAUGUGCAGAGGUUUCUAUAGUUAGGGACGAGGACACCAGCAGUGUAUACGUAUUCAUAUGUGUACUGAUACGGCAGGGAUGGCUUGCCCUCUUCUCUCGGUACCGUGCUGUUCUCCUGUGUUUUACUGAUUUCAUUUGGCCACUGAUGGUUCCCCAGCCCUUUUUGUUUUUUUCAAUUUGGAUUUGUUUUUUCAUUAACAAUUGUAAACAUCACUGUUAUUGUGUCAUUUCAACAGACAAACUGCCCCUCUCAAGUGGAGACCUGACUGUAAAUGCUUUCUUUGUUCUUGGAGGAACUGCAAAAGGGUCUUUUACACUUCCUUUUUAUAUAUAUAUAUUUAUAGUCUUUAAAGCUGGGUUUGGGCAGGUUCAAAGGAUUGACAUGUAAAGAAUUUUCAAUAAAGGCUAUGGACGAAGA
Notothenia coriiceps (black rockcod) is the source of this 6589-nucleotide messenger RNA. It is a transcript of the gene baz1b, whose product is annotated as bromodomain adjacent to zinc finger domain, 1B. Gene Ontology annotation, biological process: chromatin remodeling; DNA damage response. The record is from RefSeq and is a predicted model, not a curated record. Gene Ontology annotation, molecular function: histone H2AXY142 kinase activity; histone binding. The transcript has 18 exons. NCBI's taxonomy places the organism in Eukaryota, Metazoa, Chordata, Actinopteri, Perciformes, Nototheniidae. Gene Ontology annotation, cellular component: WICH complex. Bases 628 to 4806 code for a protein of 1392 amino acids.